AUGGUUUCCAACACAGCCGGUUAUAAAGUCUCUGACUGGGAAGACCAUAUGACUGAGGCUAUCCACGCACACAUCGAUGCGUUUGCCCUGAAUAUCGCCAACGGCGAGAGCACCACCGAGAGCUCUCUAGGCAAUGCUUUUCUGGCUGCUCAAAAUAUCGGGUUCCGAUUGUUUUUCUCGUUUGAUUAUGCGGGAAACGGGGCCUGGGAUAAAAGCGACGUAAUCAGCCUCCUCAAUUCUUAUGGCGGAAGCUCUCUGACCUACUGGCAUUAUAACGACCAACCUCUGUGCUCGACCUUUGAAGGUCCUGGCAACGCUGCCGACUGGGCGGACAUUAAGAAACAGACAAACUGUUUCUUUGUGCCAGAUUGGUCUUCACUCGGGGCCAAAGUGGCUAUGGAACAGGCUAAUGGAGUAGCUGAUGGUCUCUUCAGCUGGGCUGCCUGGCCAUACGGUGACUCUGACAUGGAUACCUACGGCGAUGCCUCGUACCAACAAUACCUCGCUGGAAAGCCCUAUAUGAUGCCCGUCUCCCCCUGGUUCUUUACAAAUAUGCCUGGCUAUAAUAAAAACUGGCUAUGGCGAGGAGACGACUUGUGGUAUGACCGCUGGCAGCAAGUACUAUUUCUCGCACCCGAGUUUGUGGAGAUCAUUUCGUGGAAUGACUACGGCGAAUCUCACUACAUUGGGCCCACCUAUGAUAGUCACAACGACCUGGCAGCGGCUAGCUACGUGGCGUUUGGCCAGGGAUAUGGCGAGUCGCCGUACAACUACGUGGAGACUUAUGACCAUAGCGGAUGGCGGGCAUUCUUGCCCUUCCUCAUCGAUACCUACAAAAAGAACGCUACAACUAUCACGGAGGAGGGUGUUUCCGCAUGGUACCGUCUGAAUGCUGCCGGGGCAUGUGGAUCCGACGGUGGCACUACAGGAAACACAGUGUCUCAGCUCCAGCUCGAGUACAAGCCUAAAGAUAUCCCCCAGGAUAAAAUUUUCUACUCUGCUCUACUUGGCUCGGCCGCCGAGGUUGUGGUCACGGUCGGAGGAGUCAACCUAGGUGCCGCUUGGACGCAUACUCCUAGUGGAAAUGCGGGAAUCUAUCACGGCAGUGUCGCAUUUACUGGGCACUCCGGCGGUGUCACGAUCACUAUCACUCGAUCUGGGACUACUGUGGUCUCUCUUGGAGGCCAGAUGAUCUCGAGCGGAUGUUCUAGUUCUUUGGAAAUCGAAAACUGGAACGCAUGGGUGGGCAGUGAAAUGGCCGGAAACUCGAUCUCAGUCAAGCCAGCUUCACUGGCUAACCAGGUCUGCAUCGAAGGCUGGGGCAAGGGCAACUUUAAAGGUCUAUGCGAAUUUACCUGUAGCUUAGGAUAUUGUCCAGUGGGAGCCUGUGUGUGCUCAAAAAUGGGUCCGCAACCGACCUUGCCCAAAGCUACGGGGAUCCAGGGGUAUCCUGUUGCCGGCGAGAGCGCCAGCUAUAGUGGUCUCUGCUCAUUUGCUUGUAACUACGGCGGUUGCAUUGAGGGUGUUUGUGGCACGGUCGAAGUUGCGCUCACCGUACCCACCGUCUCGCCCUUCACUCCAGAUACAUGUACAGCGGGAACUGGUUCCGGCUCUUUUGCCGGUCUGUGCAGCUACGCUUGUGAUGUGGGCUAUUGUCCUAUCCAUAGCUGUACUUGCACGGCCACCGGUCCAUUGAACCUGCCCCAUGCAGCUAACAGCAGCAUCAUCGGCAGAUCCACUGUUGGGGGCGAUAGCGGGCUCUGCAACUUUGCCUGUGAGCGAGACUACUGCCCAUCUCCUGUCUGUGUAAACAACAAGAAAGCUACAAGCGGUAACUGCGAGGACGACGACGGCUCCGACCCAGAAUGCGAGUCGGUUACUAUCUGUGAUUUCACCAAGUCUUACGCCACACUUGAUGCCCUUGAAGCCGCUAUUGACGAAGUCGAUCCCGCGUGCAUUGGCUUCCACACGCUAGACGGGUUGCGGGCAGAGCUCAAUCAGAUGCUGAGCAAUUACUCGGAUAUCACCGGGUCUUACGACUCCAAAUUCAACGACUACGUCAAGUAUGUCAAGGAGACCAUCAACAGCCAGCUGAAGGACUUCAUGAGAUCCGAAAGCCCUUACGGACCUGGCAACCAGUUCUUUCAGUGCACUUUUAGCCACCUUGGAGUGAACAACACAGUGAGCUCCUGUCCAGGGGAUAUCGGCAUCUCGGGCGGCACCUUCACAGUCUACUACGAGCUGAUAGACGCGGACGGAUUCUACAGCGCUGUUUCCGAUAAGUACGGCAUUGAAAAAGACUGGAUAGAUUUUGGUGAGACCAGCCUGGAUCUGGAUUGUACUCCAGCAAUGUUCAAGGAUGGCUGCGAGGAGCUGCAUAGCAAGUACGAAGGAUUCCCAGUCAAGGGACCGGACAGCGAUAUCACUGUGACCAAUCCCAAAGACAUCAUGACUCAGGCAAUGCCCAAUAUCCAAAAUCUCACCGAGACAAUCAGUGUGGCAAAGAUCGAGCUGGCAUUGGGGUCGUGGAUGGGAUCGACGGACGACGUGGUGCAGACGCUGUCCAUGGCCGUGUUUCUGCUGAGCCAAGCGGUCACCAAUAUGCAGGCGGUUGUUGACGUGGCAGAUGAUUACGACGCUGCUAAAAAGAAGGAGCUGAUCAAUAAUAUCCUGAUGGGGGUACUCUUGGUGAUUCCCUUCCUAGGCGAGUUGGAUUUGGUGGCAGAUGCCUUCACGGGGUUAGCGCGGGUUAUCACGAUGAUUGGUGAUGCUGGCAUCGGUGCCACCACAAUAUAUUCUAUUGUUGAAGAUCCCAAGAUGGCACCGCUCAUCAUUCUAGAGACUUUGAUGUUCAGUGGCAUGCGAGACCCGGACAGUUUCAAAUCCAUGGGCACUGCUAGGAGGGAUAUGACCAAGAAUGAUGUGAAGGGGUUGGGUGCCGAGAUUGAAGCGUUGGACAAUCAGUUCCAGGGGAUUGUUUCCAAGUGCCGGGCUAAGUAG
This is a messenger RNA of Penicillium samsonianum, 3000 nucleotides long. Its product is annotated as glycoside hydrolase family 71 protein. The record is from RefSeq and is a predicted model, not a curated record. The transcript has 2 exons. Bases 1 to 3000 code for a protein of 999 amino acids. Gene Ontology annotation, molecular function: glucan endo-1,3-alpha-glucosidase activity. Gene Ontology annotation, biological process: mating projection tip cell wall disassembly. NCBI's taxonomy places the organism in Eukaryota, Fungi, Ascomycota, Eurotiomycetes, Eurotiales, Aspergillaceae.